Molecule: messenger RNA, 2169 nt
Organism: Chionomys nivalis (European snow vole)
Lineage: Eukaryota; Metazoa; Chordata; Mammalia; Rodentia; Cricetidae
Gene: Tent5b
Product: terminal nucleotidyltransferase 5B
Exons: 2
Coding region: 159-1442 (427 amino acids)
Biological process (GO): mRNA stabilization
Molecular function (GO): poly(A) RNA polymerase activity; RNA binding
Source: RefSeq, a predicted model, not a curated record
CCUAGCCGCCGUCGGAGGUGUCCCCUGGGUUUGCCUCGCCGCCGCCGCCGGGUCCCUGCACCCCGCCCCCAGCUUCGGCCGGUGCGCAUCCACUCUCACCGCUCUCCUCGCCUUAACCAUUCCCGGGUUUCUGCCGUCGGGGCGCCGGGGCCGGGCGAAUGAUGCCGUCGGAGAGUGGAGCUGAGAGCCUGGAGCGGCCAGCUGGACAGGUGGGGACGGAUGCAGCCUCGGUAGAGGCCACGGCUGGGGCGGCCGGCGGCGGCCCGGACCCAGAGGCCUCCUCGGCUCCUCUGGGACGGCACCAGAGCCGGCUGAGUUGGCCACAGGUGAAGCGGCUGGACGCGCUGCUGAGAGAGCCGAUCCCCAUUCACGGGCGAGGCAACUUCCCCACGCUGAGCGUGCAGCCCCGACAGAUCGUGCAGGUGGUCCGCAGCAGCCUGGAAGAGCAAGGAUUGCAUGUACACAGCGUUCGGCUGCACGGCUCAGCCGCCAGCCAUGUGCUGCACCCCGAGAGUGGCCUAGGCUACAAGGACCUGGACCUGGUGUUCCAGAUGGACCUGCAGAGUGAGGCAUCCUUCCAGCUGACCAAGACAGUGGUCCUGGCUUGCCUGCUGGACUUCCUGCCGGUGGGAGUGAGCCGGGCCAAGAUCACACCCCUGACCCUCAAGGAGGCCUAUGUGCAGAAGCUGGUGAAAGUGUGCACGGAGCUGGACCGCUGGAGCCUCAUCUCGCUGUCCAACAAGAGCGGUAAGAACGUGGAACUCAAGUUCGUGGACUCCGUGAGGCGCCAGUUUGAAUUCAGCAUCGACUCCUUCCAGAUCAUCCUGGACUCGCUGCUGCUCUUUGGCCAGUGCUCAUGCACACCAAUGUCGGAGGACUUCCACCCGACUGUGACAGGCGAGAGCCUAUAUGGGGACUUUGCUGAGGCCUUGGAGCAUCUGCAGCACCGCGUCAUUGCCACCCGCAGCCCUGAGGAGAUCCGUGGCGGCGGCCUCCUCAAGUACUGCCACCUCCUGGUGCGGGGCUUCCGGCCAAGGCCCAACACUGACGUUCGCGCCCUACAGCGAUACAUGUGUUCCCGUUUCUUCAUCGACUUUCCGGACCCGGUGGAGCAGAGGCGCAUUCUGGAGCGCUACCUGGAGGCCCACUUUGGUGGAGCAGAUGCAGCCCGCCGGUAUGCUUGCCUUGUGACACUGCACCAGGUGGUCAACGAGAGCACAGUGUGCCUCAUGAGCCACGAGCGCCGCCAGACCCUGGACCUUAUCACCAUGCUAGCCCUCCAGGCGUUAGCCGAGCAGGGUCCUGCUGCCGCCGCUGCCCUGGCCUGGAGACGUCCGGGCUCUGAUGGAGUCGUACCAGCCACCGUUAAUUACUAUGUGACCCCCAUGCAGCCCCUGCUGCCCCGGGCUCACUCCUAUCCCACCUGGCUGCCUUGCAACUGACUGAUCCUGGCUAGAAGGGAAUGAGCUUUGUGGGGGUGGGGCAGGAUCAUCAGGUAUGUGUGGAGGAUGUGGCCAGACACGGGCCGCCUGUGCCAGCUGGCCUGGUACUAGAGGGUUGGGCUUUUGAACAGACCAGACUUUUCCUGCAUGAGGUUCCUAUGGGCCAAGUCUGGUUCUUGACAGGAGGACCCUUUGGUCAUCGUACCACGCUCCUGGACCUGCAUGACUUGGGUCACAGAGAUUAACCUGUUGAAAAGACAAAGUCAGCUGGGGUGGUGGUCUCAGUACUGACACCUUGGGUGGAUUUCCAUGGCCUAGAUGGGGUCAGCCCACAAGGACCCAGAAGUUCCUACACUGGCUAUAGUACGACAUCACGUGACAGGAAUACUCACUUUGGAGUCUAUAUGAAUGACUCACAGAGCCGGGUGGUCCAACCUCGCUGACCAUUAAGAAGGUAAACUAAGGCAUGAGGCAGCUCCCUGGGUUUCUGGAGGGAUGGGAAUUCAGGCUCCUGAAACCCAUGUGGCCUUCUUGAGGUGCUGAGGUAUCCAGCGGACAGGUAAACAGCCAGGAUGGGAUGCCUCCCAGUGUGCCACCCUCUCCCUUCCCUUGUGCCUCCCAGGAGCCCUGCUGUCUGGGCACUAAUGCUGGGGGCUGCCGGGUUCAAAGCUGCCGCAGUCAGCUGCUCCCACCCCACGGCUCGGUUAUGGGAUUUGGAUUUUCACGU